AUAAUCUUACUAAUGAAUCUUAACCAAACUGAUUACUGUCACAGGUUUUCCUGUCCAGAGAGAUCUGUAUCUACUGUAAUAUAUGUGUUAUCAUAUGUGUCUGCAGCAGCUGUUGUUUUUCUAACAGUGUGUGGAAACCUGCUCAUCAUCAUCUCUGUGUGUCACUUCAAGCAGCUCCACACACCAACUAACAUGCUCAUCCUCUCUCUGGCUGUGUCAGACUGCCUGGUUGGAGUCUUUGUGAUCCCUACAGCAUUAAUUUGGAUGAUUGAAUCAUGUUGGGUUUUUACUGCAUUUUACCGUAUAUGUUUUACAUUCAUUUCCUAUUUUCUCACAACCAUGUCAAUAUUUAAUGUUGCCCUCAUUGCUGUUGAUCGGUAUUUUGCUCUCUCUAAACCUUUUAUGUACAACAAAACACUCUCACUCAGCACAAUGUGCAUUGAAGUUUUAUCCAUCUGGACUGUAUUGUUCUUUUAUAAUAUAGCACUUCAGCACUUCAAUGGAACCUUUGGAAGUCUUGUAACAUGUCCUGGAUACAACUUUUUUAUCUGGUCUCUGGUCGAUCUUCUGUUGACUUUUGUUAUCCCACUUUCUGUAAUAAUCACAUUGUAUGUUUUUGUUUUUUUUAUUGCCAAGAAACAUGCCACUGCUAUUAGAGACCUUAAUAGUCACACCAGGACUCAGACCUCAAAGAACAUGACAGACUCAAUGAAAUCUGAAAGAAAAGCAGCAAAAGUUCUUGGUAUUUUAGUGUCUGUGUUUGUGGCCUGUUUACUUCCAUACUUUGUUUAUAGUGUAUUAGGUAAUGUGAUAGAAAUUGAAGAAAAAUCAUUACAGAAAGUGUUGAUGUUAGUUUACCUUAAUUCAGCAAUCAAUCCAGUGAUUUAUGCCUUGUUUUACCCAUGGUUUAGGAGAUCUGUUAAAUUAAUUUUAACUCUGCAGAUCUUAUCCACUGAUUCCACGCUGAUUAAUGUUCUUUGA
Molecule: messenger RNA, 981 nt
Organism: Electrophorus electricus (electric eel)
Lineage: Eukaryota; Metazoa; Chordata; Actinopteri; Gymnotiformes; Gymnotidae
Product: trace amine-associated receptor 13c-like
Biological process (GO): G protein-coupled receptor signaling pathway
Cellular component (GO): membrane
Molecular function (GO): trace-amine receptor activity
Source: RefSeq, a predicted model, not a curated record